AUGGCAACUGAUGCCAUGGUGGGCGAGCAGCUGCUGAAACAGCUGCGCACAUUCUUCCUGGAGUGCUGUGAACCCCCGCAGUGUCUGACCACCGCGCCGAGCACCGCCGACUCCAUUCCAAGUCGAAGUGUGUGGACGCAGGAGGUGGACUGCAUGCAGCUGCUCGCCGCAUGCCCAUCGCUGAGCGACCUCCUCUUUUUCCAGACGACAACACUGGUGGAUGCACUGCGGCAGGUGUGUGCGGAGAUGUGCAAGGGCGCUGGUCGCUGCCUCAAUCCCGCCGAUCUCUCGCCAAGACUGGUGCACCUGCCUAUUGUCGGCGCACCACCACCGUCGAUGCCGCCGCCUGGAGGCGUACUUAUUGGUGUUUGUGGCUCAAUUGUGCGAAUGAACACUAAGCGGGUGGUGCCGUUUGUUCACCGGUUCAAGUGUCCCAAGUGUCGCGAGACGGUUGAGAUUGCUUCCAGUCCCUUUGAUCGCGCCGCCAAGCCGAAGGGGCGCUGUGAGCGCAAGGAGUGUAGAGGUGAGGAGCUGCAGCAGGUCGGGCAGGUGUGGAUGGACUAUGCGGAGUGUCGCCUGCAGCAGCGCUCGAGUCUCUCAGGACGACUCCCGCGUACACUGCUUGUGACGCUCGAAGACGAACUCACGACAAAGUGCACAGUGGGCCAGCUGGUGGAAGUAGUGGGCAUACUGUUUCCCAAGUGGCGCGCGACACACCCGAACAGCCGUCCGAUCAUUGAGCCCACUGUGUGGGCCCUCAACAUAAACACGAUGGAAUCACAUCGCGACGGUGGGUCUGGCAGCGCAGCUACCGCACCGAGGCGCAGAGCCGCUGGAUCUAUGGAGGGACCGACCUUCAGUCCCGAGUCGUUCUUUUCAUCUUUCUGCAAGGACAGACUUCGGAGAGUCAUUGCGCUAGCAACGUCUGUGUGUCCGCAGUUGUCGGGGCUUUUUGCACCCCGCAUGGCUGUUCUUCUUGCCGCUGUGGGCGGGACAUCCACAGCUGGCAAAACGAGCAUGCACAUACGCUCGACGAUUCACUGCCUCUUCGUAGGAGAUCCUUCCACAGGUAAAUCGCAGCUGCUGCGCUUCGCCGCCCUGCUGGCGCCGCGGAGCACCUCCACCACCGGUAUUGGGAGCACCUCCGCCGGGCUGACAGUAGCGGCAGCAAAGGAAAAUGGUGAGUGGGUGCUCGAGCCUGGUGCAUUGGUGUUGAGUGACGGUGGUGUCUGUGUUAUUGAUGAGCUGCGAACCGUAUCGUCGGCCGAUAGGGCCUCCCUGCAUGAGGCGAUGGAGCAGCAGACAAUAUCGGUAGCCAAGGCUGGCAUGGUAACAAAGCUUCGGACUUCUUGUUCAGUUGUGUCGGCGUGCAAUCCGCCAAUGACGCGGCAUGGUGGAACGGAGAUCGGCGUCGGUGGGCCGCUCCUUAGUCGCUUUGAUUUUAUUUUCUUGCUCUGGGACACGCCCUCACCAGAGAUAGACAGCCGUAUUGCUACCCACAUCCUCAACUGCUCCCAGGCAGGACAACAGCCACCGUCUGUGUUGUCGCAAGAAGACAUCAGCCGUUACCUGCGUUGGAUACGUGCACACUAUGCACAGAAUGAAGGUCCACUCCUCUCAGAUCGGGCGGCUGAACUUCUCAAGACCUACUACGAGCUGCAGCACCGUCGAGGUUCAUCACCAUCCCUUGCUGAUUGCGUACCGGUCACUAUACGCUUACUGGAGUCCCUUGUUCGCAUCACACAGGCGUAUGCCAAGCUGCAUUUGGAGCAUGUCUGUAUGGAGGAAGACGCGGCGAUGGCGAUCUUUCUUAUGGAGCAGAGCGCCCACAGUCUGAAAUGUCCCUUGGAAUCACUUGGCCCGGAUGUGUACACAAGCUCCAAGUGCCUAGAGGAGCACUUUCUCAACCUUAGUCCCGAGGGAGUGCAGCGGCAGCGCGAGGUUCUGCGGGCUAUCGUGGAUGUCUUCUCUAUCUGCAGCAGCACUCAUCAUCAAUCGACUGACGACGGAGGGGCUGGAACGUGGUUAGAGCGGUUGAAAGCUCCAUCAGAAGAGACGCCUUCGCGAGUACAGAGCAAACGUGCGAGAGAGAACUCUCCAAGCAGUGACGCUAUUUUGCGCAGUGCAUGUCGCCUAAGGGCUGGAGUGGAUGCCCCACUCUCAAGCGUUCAGACAGUGAUUUCCUACACCCCUGAGCCUGUCUCGCAGCGCACAGCGGUGACGGCAACGGCAGCGGUAGCAGCGGUGGCAACAGCAGGCACAAAUUCUACAUCUCCUGGUAUGAAGAGCUGUAGACGGCGAGAUGCCGAAGAAAUAAUGAAAAGCCUGGCAUUUCACUAUUGA
This is a messenger RNA of Trypanosoma grayi, 2343 nucleotides long. Its product is annotated as putative DNA replication factor. Gene Ontology annotation, biological process: double-strand break repair via homologous recombination. The transcript has a single exon. Bases 1 to 2343 code for a protein of 780 amino acids. Lineage: Eukaryota; Euglenozoa; Kinetoplastea; Trypanosomatida; Trypanosomatidae. Gene Ontology annotation, cellular component: MCM complex; nucleus. Gene Ontology annotation, molecular function: single-stranded DNA helicase activity; single-stranded DNA binding; ATP binding. The record is from RefSeq and is a predicted model, not a curated record.